Messenger RNA from Aureobasidium pullulans EXF-150, 1432 nucleotides. RefSeq lists its product as uncharacterized. NCBI's taxonomy places the organism in Eukaryota, Fungi, Ascomycota, Dothideomycetes, Dothideales, Saccotheciaceae. The record is from RefSeq and is a predicted model, not a curated record. Bases 256 to 1290 code for a protein of 344 amino acids. The transcript has a single exon.
GAUUAGAGUCUUGCCUAUACCAGUAUAUACCAGGUUAUGAGCCCGGGAGGUGCGAAAGUCGGGGCAUCGAGAACUGAGUGAUGUCGUUCGUGCAUCGCUGUGGGAGCAGAAGAUCCCGGAUCCGGUAUGCUCAAAGAAGUCGCAGGCUCUUAAAGAAGUCCGCAGGCGCAUCCACAACCACAUUACAAUCGCCAACCAUUGCACAUACAACAUCUCUACUAUAAACGUAUCAGAACAAUCGCUAUCAUCGCGACCAUGACGGACAAAGGUCCUCAAAUAUCCAAGGAAGAUCUUGACAACCACAUUGGCCGAACUGUCAACCAAGACGUGUGGGAGGAUGUCCACAAAAUUCAUGAAAACGAGUUUUGGGACGUCUAUAUCGCCGGUCAUCAAGAGCAGUUGCUCAAAGCCUCCCAAGCUAUCGAUAACAUACUGGAAGACAUGGAGAAGCUAGAUGCAUGGGAAGACUUCCGAAGCGAAGUCAAGAUCCUUGUGAGCAAAACCACAGGGAUCAAAAGGGCUGUUUGCCUUGCUCUUGGAAUUUUCAUACAUAAGAUCAAGGGUGUGGAAGGAAUCUGGACUCAUCAGUACGCUGCCUUUGCGUAUAUUUGCCGAGCAAUUGACGACAAGCAAAAGCGGGAAUCUGACAAAUUAGACAGCGCACCAUUUAAACCCAUAAAAAGAUGCUUUCAGGAUCCAAAGUUCGACACCCGAACGGAAUAUCUGUUGACGAAGAUUGAGCGGAAACAUGAUACUGGCGUGAAUUUCGUUAUGGAACCUCCGGACGCUACAGACAUCAUCGACGAAGACACAUUUUUGUAUGCCAUUCACAUCGAGCCAUCGAUGUGGAGAUAUAUCUUGAGGAAUGAUGAGGAUGGCCGCUCCCUUUGUCCCCAGGUCAUGAUCACCAACUGCAUCUCUGAAAAAUUCGGAGGGCUUGACCGCGACAGAACAGCCGCCGAACAAUACCACAAAGACUGCGCCCUGUCAAACCGAGCAACGUUCAGCAAGAGAUUGGACGAAAUGGAAGCGGCGUUCAAAAGAUUGUCGGAGACGCAUGCGGAGACAGCGUUUCCCUUGGUCUCUCGAAUCGCAAAUCUCGACCAACACGUCUUUAACAGAACAUCAAUUUUCCAGAAGGUUCGUGACAUUUCUUCCCAGGAGCAAAUUGUAAAGCUGAACGAAUCCAGAUACCUAUUGAGUCAGAACACAUUGACGAACCCCAGUCUGCUGAGGGCCCUGUUGCUAAAAAGGCACGAUAUCUUUGAGGAUUCGGUGAAUGUCCAGUGAGAGUCGCACUCCGGUGCGCUCUCACUGGACAUUUACUGAUGAUCAGAUUACAUCGUGCGUUUUGAUAACAGCGUUGGGAAGUUCGAGCAGGUACGUGAGAGCCCCUUCAGGUACAUACAUGCAUGCUGACCGAAGAUGUCAA